GAGAUAGGCUCCGCCUUCGUUUUCCUUCUUCCGGUCAAUAAAGAGUUGUUAAAAAAAAAAAAAAUUCCAAGGGAAAACGCUACAACAACGAAGCACUAUACCGAGGGAAGAAGAGAGAGAGAGAGAGAGGAGUCGGCGGUUGAAGGUUUCACCCCGCAGUCGAAACCCUAAUUAGGCCUUCUCUCUUCUUUCUUCUGCUUCUGUUUCGGUUCUGUUGCAGCCGCCAUAAGUGCCUGGGAUGCUUCUGAUGCGGCUGUGUUUCCCAUCUUCCUCGAUUUGGGUGGUGUUUCGUGGUUGAUUUCGAUUCUUCCCUCCGUGGCGUUGUGGAAUUGUUGCGGUAGAUUUUGAGUAGAUCACUUGCUGUUUCCGGACUGGUGUUGUUGCUCGGCAAUCAUUGAUGGUUUAGCUAUCGGAUUGGUUGCUGCUGGGGAUUCUUUUGGGCGGAGGCGUUCUAGGAGAGGAGGUUGUUGAAGAUGGAUUUGGUGAAUAGUUGUAAGGAAAAGUUGGCAUAUUUUCGAAUAAAGGAACUCAAGGAUGUCCUGACUCAGUUAGGGCUUUCAAAACAGGGGAAAAAGCAGGACCUGGUUGAUCGCAUAUUGAAUGUCCUGCUCGAUGCACAAGGUUCCAAGGCGUGGCCAAAGAGGGGUGUUGUUGGAAGGGACGAAGCAGCAAAACUCGUUGACGACAUUUACAGGAAAAUGCAGGUCUCAGGUACUGAUUUAGCGUCAAAGGCGCAAUGUGUUUUGGAUAGCAGCAAUUCAAAUACAAAACUUGUUAAAGGAGAACCCGAGGACUCUUUUCCCAGCAAUACAAAAGUUCGGUGUCCUUGUGGCAGCACAUUGGAAACAGAGUCAAUGAUUAAGUGUGAGGAUCCCAGAUGCCAGGUGUGGCAGCAUAUUGGUUGUGUUAUAGUUGCUGACAAACCUAUGGAAGGAAGUCCCCAAGUUCCAGAAGUGUUUUACUGUGAGAUUUGUCGACUGAGCCGAGCUGACCCCUUUUGGACUGCAAUGGCACAUCCACUAUCUCCUGUGAAGCUGGCCACUACAAAUAUCCCAACUGAUGGUACAAAUCCAGUGCAGAAUAUAGAGAAGUCAUUUCACCUGACGAGGGCAGAUAAGGACCUAUUGAAUAAGCCAGAAAUUGAUGUGCAGGCAUGGUGCAUGCUUUUGCAUGACAAAGUCCCAUUUAGGAUGCAGUGGCCUCAAUAUGCUGAUUUACAAGUCAAUGGUGUACCUGUUCGUGCGAUCAAUAGACCUGGCUCGCAACUGCUCGGGGCAAAUGGCCGUGAUGAUGGUCCAAUUAUCACGCCAUGUACGAAGGAUGGGAUCAAUAAAAUAUCAUUAUCUGGAUGUGAUGCUCGGAGUUUCUGCUUGGGGGUAAGGAUAGUGAAGCGGCGUACACUUCAACAGAUACUUGGGUUAAUACCUAAAGAGUCUGAUGGUGAACAUUUUGAGGACGCACUUGCUCGUGUUUGCCGUUGUGUUGGUGGUGGAGCUCCAACUGACGGUGCUGACAGUGACAGCGAUUUAGAAGUUGUCGCAGACUCUAUUACUGUCAAUCUUCGUUGUCCUAUGAGUGGCUCAAGAAUGAAAGUUGCUGGAAGAUUUAAACCGUGUGUUCACAUGGGCUGUUUUGACCUUGAUGUUUUUGUUGAGCUUAAUCAGCGCUCUAGGAAGUGGCAAUGCCCCAUUUGUCUCAAGAACUACUCCUUGGAUAGUAUAAUCGUCGAUCCUUAUUUCAAUCGCGUCACCAAUAAGAUGAGGCACUGUGGCGAGGAUAUAACAGAGAUUGAAGUAAAGCCUAAUGGUUCAUGGCGCGUGAAAACGAAAACUGAAGCUGAGCGUAGAGAAGUGGGAGAACUUGCACAGUGGCACAAUCCUGACGGUACUCUAUGUAGCAUACCAAAUGAGGUGGUUCAGUCAGAGGUUGUGGAAACAGGGAAGCAAGUCAAGCAGGAAGGUAAUUCUGAAGGUCACGGUACUAUUAAUGGUUUGAAACUUGGACUUAGGAAGAACCGUGAUGGGCUUUGGGUAGUCAGCAAACAUGAGGGUAUGAAUGGUUCUUCAGGGAAUAAGAGAUUGCAGCCGGAGAACUUUGGGCAGAAAGUUAUUCCCAUGACUAGCAGCGGAACUGGCAGUGGCCAUGAAGGCGAGGAUCCAAGUGUGAAUCAGGAUGGGAAUUUGGAUUUUAACAAUAAUAGUGGAGGAAUGGAACUCGAUUCAUUAGCUCUCAAUAUAGAUCCUACGUUUGGGUUUGGUGCACAGCAUAUUUCUGCUCCAGUGGCACGGGAUGCAGCCGAGAUCAUUGUUCUUAGUGAUACAGAUGAUGACGAUAAUGAUAUCCUUGUGUCCUCAGGGACUGGCUUCAACAACAACAACCAGAAUGAUGUUGGUGUGGCUGGUUUCUCAGAGGCCGCCCGAUCUGGGAUUCCUGAACCAUCUUAUCCUGAGGAUCCUAAUCUUGUCACUGCUGCUGGAACUUCCUGCUUGGGUCUUUUCAAUGAGAAUGAUGAUGAGUAUGGAGGUUUGCCCCUCUGGCCACCAUCCCAGGGCGGCCCUGGGUUCCAGUUAUUUAGUUCAGAUGUCUCAGAUCCUUUGGGUGACUUGCAGCAUGGUCCCACAUCAAUUAAUGGAUACAGUUUGGGUCCCGAUACUGACAUGGGACAUGUUAAUUUGGUCCCACCAGAUACUUCUGUGGGUAGAUCUGACGGGAAUGAUGGGUUGGUUGAUAAUCCAUUGGCUUUCGAGGAAGAUCCUUCUCUACAACUGUUUCUUCCGACCAGGCCUUCAGAUUCAUCGAUGCAUUCCAAUGUGAGAGAUCAUCAGGUUGAUGUUUCGUCUAAUAAUGGUGGGCUCCGAUCUGAGGAUUGGAUCUCUCUUAGGCUGGGGGGCAGUGCUGCAACUACCGGGGGUGGUGGUCAUGUUGAAUCUGUUCCUCUUGCAAAUGGCAGCUUAACUUCAAGACAGUCAAUGCCUCCUAAUAGAGAUGGUACCAUGGAUUCUUUGGCUGAUACAGCCUCAUUACUUCUUGGGAUGAAUGGCGGGGGCAGAUCUGAAAAGGCAAGUCGCCCGAGAACUGAAAGCCCUUUCUCGUUCCCUAGACAGAAGCGCUCUGUGAGGCAGCGCUUGUACCUUUCUAUUGAUACGGACUCUGAAUAGGCAAACUGCGGGCAUUGAUAUCAUUAUUUCAUCAAUUUUUUGGGGGACAGAAGCCGUACUCUGAAUUCUGGGGUGUUUCAAGUUUGGCGGCAGUGAAGUCUCCUUCCAUCCAUCAUUUGGAACCAAGAAAACCCACCUUGCUGAAAUGUGAAGAGGUCUCGGAUGUCUUGACAUAAUUGGCGGUAUUAAUCGAGUAGACAUGCCUCAAUUUUGUGCAGCAGCAGCCGCAGCUCGUUUUUGACUGACCACACGACCUGGUCCAUUUCGGUUAGUGCUAAUCGUUGUUCCUUUGGUGUUGGUAUAGGCCGAGUUGCUGGGGGAAAUGUACAGUAGGGGAGGAUACUUUAGAUAGAGAGGUCCAAGAAAGGAGCAGCUGAUUGAAUUGUGAGCGUAAUGGUUGUUUUGAACCCUUGUGGAUGGAUGGUAACAUGGGAAAAACCAGCAACCAUCCUUUAAGGUUAUGUUUAGUUUUUUUUUGUCCAUCUAACGACCCAACCAAAGCUAAGUUAGCGUGUAAAUGUUAUUCCUGUCCUGGCACAUUCGGUUAUAGAUAAAUUGAAAUAAUUUUACCACUGAGCAGCUGCAAACUGUUCCUACCGGUGUAUUGGUUAUGCUGUCUUGAUCUCCCAGU
Messenger RNA from Linum tenue, 3789 nucleotides. NCBI's taxonomy places the organism in Eukaryota, Viridiplantae, Streptophyta, Magnoliopsida, Malpighiales, Linaceae. The record is from the annotation of a GenBank genome assembly.